UAUCCCGUGAUUCCGUGCGCGCCGCCAUGUUGGUUGUCAUUCGCGUCCCCAGCAACCAUAGCGUCACUAGCAACUAUCGUCUACGCAUACGUCUGUCUGCUUCAGUCCGUCAUCUAACCAUCUGUCAUGGAGAAUUAUGCAAACUUACUGGAUAAAGCAUCUCGCAUACGAUAUAUCGAGAAGACUAUUGUGAUAGACAACGAAGAUCCGUACAGGAUUCCCAGAUCGGAUUGGAGUGACGACCACAAGUAUUUGCCGGCAACAAACUAUGUCGACAUCGUGAACUAUCUGGUGUUCAGCCCUAGUCCUUUUUAUAGUUUAUCCGAUAUGAGAAACUAUAGGAGUCUGGAAGCAUAUGACAGAUUUGUGUGUGGUUGGGUACGAGACAUCGUCUCAUAUGUGCAUUUAUCCGUCCAAGAUGGAAAGGCCAUUCAUGUCGUGAUGUCAAAAGUUAUGCAUUCCCAGCGCUUGAACGAAGCUCCAUUGCAGCCCUGGUUUAUCACUGAUGACGCUGGCACAGUUUUAUCAGCUCAUUGUAACUGUAUGGCGGGUUUGGGUGAAUCAUGCUCACAUGUGGCAAGUAUGAUGUUUGCUGUUGAAGCUAUUGUGAGAUUAAGAGAAACCGCCACUGUCACACAGCAACCUGCAUACUGGAAACUUCCAGCUUCUCUUAAAAGGUUAACUAUGCAUGUCUAA
Messenger RNA from Haliotis rubra (blacklip abalone), 696 nucleotides. RefSeq lists its product as uncharacterized. The coding region runs from base 127 to 696 and encodes 189 amino acids. The record is from RefSeq and is a predicted model, not a curated record. The transcript is spliced from 2 exons. NCBI's taxonomy places the organism in Eukaryota, Metazoa, Mollusca, Gastropoda, Lepetellida, Haliotidae.